Molecule: messenger RNA, 2049 nt
Organism: Ylistrum balloti
Lineage: Eukaryota; Metazoa; Mollusca; Bivalvia; Pectinida; Pectinidae
Exons: 1
Coding region: 1-2049 (682 amino acids)
Molecular function (GO): protein binding
Source: RefSeq, a predicted model, not a curated record
AUGAUGGCGUCAAAAGAUUGUGACCAGAUGUCCCUGCUACUUUCAACAUACAUGGAUCGGUCAUUUUUAGGGACACAAGAGGAAGUUAAUAUAAGAAUAAGGUCGCAGAUUUUAGGUGAAUAUUUAGACAAUUCUGCCAUUGAUUCCAAUUCAAUAAUUGUAUGCGGAAGCGCCGGAGAAGGAAUGGCUUUACCAGAUUCGGAUAUAGAUUAUAUGAGAAUAGACAAAACUACGAUAGUAAUGUAUCCUGGCGAAUGCCAUCCUCCAAACUUGGCACACAAAACCAUUCUGUACAUUAGAGAAGAAGACUGUCGCCCAGGCUAUGUUAAUUUAGAGCUUUUUCAGUUAGGACACAGAUGUGAAGAACAUUUAUUUAAGUCGUUUGUAAGAAAAGGUUCUUCGUUAUUUGUAUCCAGUGAUAUCUACAGGGGGCAACGGCUGCGUCGCUUCAGUAAAGAGGUAGGCGCGACAUAUGAAACAAGUGGGCCUAGUAUAACGUUAGGAUUAAAACGUACCCCGGAUAACGUCUAUAGCUUUCCAUGUAACAGUUGGCCAAAGGAGGCUAGAGAAUGGAUCACACGUCCACGUCUUCACGGAUGGCCGUGUCAAACAUUGAUAGACAAAAUUGUUCAGAACGGAUGCUAUCUUGUCCCAGUUGGAGAUAAGUGUUCUGAAGACACAUUUUUACAAUGGAGAUUAUCUUUUGUAACAGCAGAGAAAUCUUUAGUCCACUCAUUUAACCAUGUCCAAAAAAAAGUGUAUGCCUUACUGAAGUAUUUCUUGAAACAAAUAAAAGACAAUUUAAAAGAAAACAUUCGGGACGACGACAUCCUAUGUUCCUAUUUUAUGAAAAUUAUUCUUUUUCAUGCAAUAGAGAAUUCCAGUGAGAUGAUUUGGCAAGACAAAAACUUAUUUGGUUGCUUUUGGUUUUGCUUCAACAUCCUGAUCGCUUGGGUCAAGGCAGGAUUCUGUCCGAAUUAUUUCAUUCUUACCAACAACUUGUUCCAAAGGAAAGUACAUGGACAGAAUCAACAAAUACUGUUGGACGUCUUAAACCAAUACAUUCAGAUGAAAUGGAUGUGUUUGUCAGUAGGAAACAUCUACAAACCUAUCUGGCAGAGUCUGUCUGACGUAUCAGUGCAAACAGAUCUUCAACGGCCAAGACCUGUUUGGAAAAUUGUAAUGAGUGAAGAUAUAGCCACAGUUCAAGUUUUACCACUCACUGUAUGGACCAGACGUCUCACGUUAAAAACUGUAACAACGGCAAUGCAGUUAUUAACGACAGCAGAAACAAACUUCGAUGAAAUUUUCACGUACCACUAUGCUAUGAAAGGCCUGCAAAUACUUGCGACAAAACAAAUCAACCAAGACAACGUGGAUGUUCAAGGUAACAAGAUGAAGUACAGACGGCUGCGGAAAUGCAAACAUUGGAUGAUUCCUACCGCGGUAAUGGGUACGGAACUAUUGUAUUUGGCAACUUUCCAUUUUCUGACGGGAGCUUUCAGUAAAUCUUUGGAGAUGACCAGGAAAGUUCUAGAAUUAGCAUCAUAUUUUGAAUUAGGCUACCCUAUUGAAUAUCUACGAAAGAUGUACAAUGACUUAUCUCUUAAGACAGGACUUAGAUAUGAAAGACUGCAAAAAUUAUUCACACAAAAUUUGGUAUUUCGUUCUGACAGGAUGUGCCUUCCUCAUUUGAGUCCAGAGUUGCGUAGACAAUCUAGGCAAUUGGCAAUCCCACCACAGCCAUAUGCUUUGUUCCUGAAAUUCCUGUGCUGUUACGAGCUCGGAGACAUAGGAGGAUGUGUUGAAGCAUUACAAAACUUUAAACAGGUCCCGUAUGAAGAUGAUCAAAGCGGAGAAAAACACUGGAUGUUUCACACUCUCCUAGGAAUCUGUUACCAAACCAUCGGGGACUAUGAUAAGGCAAUCCGGGCUUACAUGCAAUCAGAUAGAUCCAAGACUUUACUUCACGAGUGUAAUCCCGCCUUUGACCGGAUAGCUGUUGUGUAUUUAUGUAUGUAUGCCUCACAAACGUCUGACAAAGGAUAG